AUGGGCAGCAGGGCGGGUUCGUGCGUAGGUGCGUCUGGUGGUCGAAUGUGGUCAAGCUGGCUUCCGUUCCUCCAUCCCCAGUUUGAGCAAUUCACCCCUGCCAGACCUGCCAGACCCUGGUCUUGCAGCACACCAACACUCGAGGGCGAGCACAGUCCACCAAAGCCGCUGGAUCGCCGGUGCUGCGGACGUGAACACGGACACAUGCCAGAACGCUCGCCGCGGGUUAGACUGGCAAUCAAAAAACCAUAUUGGCUGAUCGGUGCCAUCCCGACCCUAUAUGCGGCCGACUUAAGAAGGGUGGUGUACCGAUGCCGGCUCAACAAGUACCUCCAAGUACCUGUCCGUACCCAAGAGACCCACCCACCACUAUAG
Bipolaris victoriae FI3 is the source of this 375-nucleotide messenger RNA. RefSeq lists its product as hypothetical. NCBI's taxonomy places the organism in Eukaryota, Fungi, Ascomycota, Dothideomycetes, Pleosporales, Pleosporaceae. The coding region runs from base 1 to 375 and encodes 124 amino acids. The record is from RefSeq and is a predicted model, not a curated record. The transcript has a single exon.